Psylliodes chrysocephalus is the source of this 1106-nucleotide messenger RNA. NCBI's taxonomy places the organism in Eukaryota, Metazoa, Arthropoda, Insecta, Coleoptera, Chrysomelidae. The record is from the annotation of a GenBank genome assembly.
CAUUGAAUGAUAUCUCUCUAGUCUUACAUGCUCUAAGAUUUUUAUAUUUGUAAGGUUAUGUUUUGUGUUGAUUUUUGGUUUAUAAAACGAAAAUAAAAAUAAAACUACACCGAGAAAUUAAUUGAAAUAAACAGAAGUCAGAAUGGCCGAUUUAAAAAUUGAGGAUAUGGAUCUGUAUGAAAUCCUAAAUAUAGACAUAAACAGCUCAGCUACAGAGAUAAAAAAAGCUUACAGGAAGCAAGCCUUACAAUGCCAUCCAGAUAAAAAUCCAGACGAUCCAAAUGCUGCCAAAAAGUUUCAUGAAUUAUCAAAAAUUUUAGAAAUAUUAACAGAUACAUCAGCUAAAGCAGCUUAUGAUAGAGUGUUAAAAGCGAAAAAAGAAGCUGCUUUGAGACACAAAGAAUUAGAUAGCAAACGUAGAAAACUUAAAGAAGAUUUAGAAUUUAGAGAGAAACAAGCUCAAGGAUCAGCUGGACACAAAACAGCAGAUCAGAUUUUAAAAGAAGAAAUUGAAAGGUUGAGAAAAGAAGGAUCAAAACAAGUAGAGGAAGAAAUUGAAAUAGUGAAAAGGGAGUUGAAAAAAGAGCAGAACAAGAAUACAGAGUAUUGGGACGGAUCAAAACACAGAAUAAAAAUAAAAUGGACAGCUGAUAAAAACGAUUCUACAAAUGGAGGAUAUACUCAGGAAAUGUUACAGAGAUUCUUAUCAAAAUAUGGAGAUAUACAAGCUUUAGUAAUGUCACCAAAGAAAAAUGGAAGUGCUCUAGUAGAAUUUACAGAGAAAAAAGCUGCAGAAAUGGCUGUAGAUUUUGAAGUUGGCUUAUCAGCAAAUCCUUUAAAACUGGAAUGGAUAAAUGGACCACCUCAAAAAAACCAUGGCAGAAGUUCCCUAAUUAAAGAUUCCGAUUUUGAAAGUGUCACAUUAACAAAAUUAAGACAAGCUGAAGAGAGAAAAAGGUUAAUUGCUCAAAUGAUGGCAGAAGAUGAAGAAACUUGAAAAAAAUUAAUAGCAAUGGAAAGACAUCCCAUACAAUAGUUGUAGAAUUUUUCAAUGUGUUGUAUGUACAUAAUAAUUAAAGUAUUAUUUUAAUUUAUAGUGAAAAAGA